Lolium perenne is the source of this 808-nucleotide messenger RNA. RefSeq lists its product as uncharacterized. Lineage: Eukaryota; Viridiplantae; Streptophyta; Magnoliopsida; Poales; Poaceae. The record is from RefSeq and is a predicted model, not a curated record.
AACAGCCCGCCUUCGCUGCUAGCGAGCCAGAGAAGAAAAACACACACGCUCACACUGAAGAAGACAUGGAGAACAAAGUUGUUAGCAGGGUCGUGAUCACUGGUGUGCUCAUGCUAUGUCUCGGGCUGCUGCACCACGCUCAGGCCUUAGGUUGCAGCCCUUCUCAGCUGCAGUGCAUUGAGGUGUGCGACGACGAGGACAUCCCGCACGAGCAGUGUGUGAAAGAAUGUGGCUGCAGCGAGCUGAACCUGCUGUUUCACUCCAAGCCAGCUGGUCUCGGACUGCAGCGCGCUCAGGUCGGUGGCUGUAGCCCUUCUCAGAUACAGUGCGUUGAGGUAUGCGACGACGAGGGUACCCCGCAUGAAACUUGUGUGAAGGAAUGUGGCUGCAGCGAGGUGAACCUCCUUCACUCCAAGGCAGCUGGCCAACGUCGCUGCAGGCUGGGUUGCUCGUCCAAGUGCAACCACGCAAACAAACUUGAUAUCAGCGCAGGCGUGAAGGAACAGUGUAAGGAUGUGUGCGACAGUCUCUGCGCAAAGGGCAUCGAUAUAGCUGCUACCGCUGCUUAAGAAAGCCACAGCAUGCAUCUCUCGCUCUGGAGCUCCAAGGAGGAAAUGUUGUUUGUGAACAUCUGAAUUAAAUAAACGGACAUCAUGCAUGUCCAAACCAUUGUGCCCUCUUAAAUAAGUCACAUAUCCGUUCUAAAUAAUUGCGAUGAGGAUGAUGAUGCACUUCUCCUUAUCUAGUGUGUGAUGUUGUAUUUUGGCUUUAUAUGCAUGAAAAGUUCAGUAUCUAUAUUGUGAGUAAA